Lindgomyces ingoldianus is the source of this 1167-nucleotide messenger RNA. RefSeq lists its product as uncharacterized. The record is from RefSeq and is a predicted model, not a curated record. The transcript is spliced from 2 exons. NCBI's taxonomy places the organism in Eukaryota, Fungi, Ascomycota, Dothideomycetes, Pleosporales, Lindgomycetaceae. The annotation marks the transcript as partial.
CAGCACUAGAGUUGUGCGUCGCCUUGAAGAGUUUCACUCCAUCGUGGGAGAAGUCCCGAAAACUUUUCGUCAUGUCAAGACUGAGCUCCCUCUGUUGGAGACCACGCUUCAACAAAUCAAAGGAGCUAUCGACGCGGACUCGGUGGCGGACGGAACUGGAAAAGGCCUCUUGCUUACUAUAGAAGGAUGUCAAGAACAAAUCGCGCAGCUAGACGCCAUCCUCGCAAAAACAUUACCAGAAAUUACCGACAACUGGCGAAAAAGGGGUAAGAAGGCAAUAGUGAGCCUGCGCCACGACGCCAAAGUGGAGAAUAUUAUGAAGAUCCUGCGAAACUAUAUUGGGAACCUGACGUUCUACUACGCCGCUGCAUCGUCAACCUUGCAGCCCCUCACAGAUGCAAAGCUCUGCAAGAUCCGCCAGUGGCUAUCUGCGCCAGACCCAUCUACGAACUACCAGAAAGCGCUCAAGCAACGGCAGGCUGACACUGGGCUUUGGUUUCUUGAGAGUGAAAAAUACACUAGAUGGAAGACGGAAGUUUCGUCGCCUCUUUGGCUGUAUGGGAUUCCGGGGUGUGGCAAGACCAUCCUAAGUUCUGCUAUUGUCCAAAAUGUGCUCCAGCACUGUCAUGAUGAUCCUGGAAAAGUGGUUGCGUAUUUCUUCUUCGACUUCAACGAUGCGCAGAAGCAGGAUCCGGAGAAGAUGUUGCGCUCGUUGAUUUGCCAGCUGUCACAACAAUCCAUUAAGAUCCCUGCUGGUUUAGAUGCCUUGUUCUCUUCUUGCGAGAAUGGGCAUCGACAGCCGUCAGUGAAUUCACUUCUAGAAGUAACGCAGGGGAUGAUUCGGGAGUUUCCGCAGACCUACGUUGUUCUCGAUGCUUUAGAUGAAUGUUCCCAACGUGCAGACCUCAUGGACAUGCUCAAGGCAAUGGCUGAUUGGCAGCUCCAGAAUUUUCACCUUGUAGUAACAAGCCGAAGACAACGGGAUAUCGAGAGCAUCUUGGAGGGUCUAGUAGACUGCCAGAACGCCAUAUGUCUUCAAAGCAAACUGGUAGAUAAGGAUAUACGGCGAUAUGUUCGACAAAGGCUAUCUGAUGACAAGCGCUUGCGAAAAUGGGAGAAGGACGCCGCUAGGAUUGAGGCUACCUUAAUGAACGGAGCCAAGGGAAU